Pestalotiopsis fici W106-1 is the source of this 1416-nucleotide messenger RNA. RefSeq lists its product as uncharacterized. The record is from RefSeq and is a predicted model, not a curated record. The coding region runs from base 1 to 1416 and encodes 471 amino acids. The transcript has a single exon. NCBI's taxonomy places the organism in Eukaryota, Fungi, Ascomycota, Sordariomycetes, Amphisphaeriales, Sporocadaceae.
AUGGACUUGACUAUUCCAAUUGACGUUGAUGAAUUCAUUGUUAGCCCUCAACGACCUGCUCGUACAGAUGGUAGCCUGGAUGUCGCGCGAUGCAUCGCCCUGCAUAAUUAUCUCGUCCAGUAUGGUUGGCAGUCGGACGGUCGCGCACUCCAAGAUCUACAGCCACAGAACUAUUUCGAGCAUCACGGUGACGAAGCCGACCAAGUCCGAGAUCGACUGGACACGUCACUGAUCGCCUUCCUUGAAGCAGCCGCGAUACCCAGUGAACCGCUGCCAUUAUACUUUUGGGUGUCGGGUCUGUGCGAGCCAUCCGACGUUUUUGUUGCCCAAGAGAUGAUGCCUGAAGACGAGGAGGACCGGUUUCUCACGCUCUAUGCUACCAACGACGGAAUGGGUGAACAUCCGGCUGGAUUGAUCUACGACCAGCGUCGCCACCGUGCCGCCAUGUCUCUAGGAAUAGAAGACUUUGAGUACACGCAUCCAGUGGAAGAGCACGAAGAGCUUUGGCACCCGCUAGAAACAGUGCUUAGUCAGUGGAUCAGUUUAAUACAGCUUGGAAAGAUUACUGCCUCACAAGACGAGGCGCCAAACGAAAAGUACGGCCCCUGGAUCUGGCAGCCAUAUAGCAUGGCGCAGGUCGAUGAUGCGGUGGCCUCUUUUCAUCGACUGGUGGCGGCCAUCGAACAGCGUAUGCCAAUCGAUUCACCGAUUGAUGCACAAACCUCAAGAUUACUUUUCAGCGAGGCCGAUCUGGACGCAGCCUUGGUACCAAAGGAUUGCUUUGCCCGCCACUUUUUGGCUCGUCUUGCAAGUCCGCGCUUCAGGGCCAUCGCACCAGGGCUGAUCAUACCGCAUGAUGCAGCAGCCUUUGAAGCUUCACAGAAGUUCACCAAGAUGGAUGCAACAAGUGAAUACGGCCUCGUCGUACCGCCGGUGCUUCUUUUCGCCGCCGCCGAUGGCGCGACUGUCAAUUUUGAUUCUUUGAACCGCUACGUGUCGCUGAAUCCAUUUUGUAAGGCAUUCCGAGAUGGAGUGUCCCAUGGCGACCACUCGAUUCCGGCUGGCUUGUACAGUGAGUCAGUGGAAAGGUUUAAAAUAGACAACGCAGAGGAAGGAUUCAGGCUUUUGCUCCCAUUUUCUCUUCGCGAGCACGGGGAGGAGAGCGGUGCGAGGAAGAGCGAUGGCACUCUGAUGGAAGAAGGGAGUAUUGCUGAGCUAUUCCAGCAUGGGUAUAAGCCAUUUGGUGGGGAAUGGUGGAGGGCGCAGAGACUGUCACGGCUCUUUGAUCUCUGGACGAGUUUGAUCAACGACGGCACAUGGACUGUUGGUCCAGAGGGAGUUGAGGGAACAAUUGAUUUGUUCAGAGAUGCUGCAUAUGGAAGCACUAGGAAUUACAUGAUUGCACCGUCUUGGUAG